Molecule: messenger RNA, 1059 nt
Organism: Onthophagus taurus
Lineage: Eukaryota; Metazoa; Arthropoda; Insecta; Coleoptera; Scarabaeidae
Product: putative H/ACA ribonucleoprotein complex subunit 1
Source: RefSeq, a predicted model, not a curated record
CACAGUCACUUGAGUUCCAUCAACAAAAGCAGCAGCAUGAGGUUUCUGGUAUGUGUAGUAUUUGUAGCUUCCGCGGUUUACGCUAAAGAUGCUGAAACAAAGAAGAAUGAGAAGAGAGGAUUAGAUCUUUCCAUUGGCGGAGGAGAUUUUGGAGGACAUGGAGGAUUCGGUGGAGGAAUAGGGGGAGGAUUUGGUGGUGGACAUGGAUUAGGAGGAGGAUUUGGGGGUGGAAUUGGAGGAGGAAUCGGUGGAGGCAUUGGAGGAGGAGAUGGUCACGGAAAAAUCACGCACAUCACCCUCCACAAACAAAUCGCAAUUCACACCCCAGUACAUGUUCCAUACCCAGUUGAAAAGAAGAUCCCUGUACCCGUCAAAGUCCCAGUUCCAGUUCAUGUUGAUAAACCAUACCCAGUUCAUGUACCAAAACCAUACCCAGUUCAUAUUGACAAGCCUGUCCCAUACCCAGUCGAAAAAACCAUUAAAGUACCAGUAUCCGUUCCAGUUAAAGUACCAGUUCCAGUUAAAGUACCAGUCCAUGUCCCACAACCAUACCCAGUCAAAGUACACAAACCAGUACCAGUACCAAUCCACGAAACUGUUUACGUUAAGAAACCUGUACCAGUUAUCAUCCACACCGGGCAUGGACAUGGAGAUAGCGGAUUCGGUGGAGGACUUGGAGGAGGAUUAGGAGGAGGAUUCGGUGGUGGACAUGGAGGUUUUGGAGGAGGAAUCGGUGGAGGACACGAUUUCGGUGGCAGCUCUUUCGGAGGUAGCUCCUUCGGCGGAAGCUCCUUUGGUGGAAAAUACUAACAAAAGUCCAUGCCAUGGAUAGCUUGGGUCCUGUAAGAUCCAAGAUUUUCCUGUAGAAACCAAAUGCGGCGACUGUGUGAUCUAAUUUAAGUUUAUUUAUGGUGCAAGAGGUAGCGCGAAUUGUUUAUUAAAAUUAACAAUUUUAGUAACUCGCGAUUUCCUCUUGACUGCUCAACCUCAAAUUUUUGUUGUAAAUCACUCUUUUGUACAUUACAAUAAAUAAAAAAUAUAAAUAAAAUCUAAAUCAUA